AAAAGACUCUAGAGAAGUGAUCCAUCGAAUCGACAACGCAGGUUUUGGAAUUGGCUGGUCAGAAUCCUUCGAUGCUCGAAAUUGGAGCUUAGUUGGCGAUCAUACUGUACCUCCUUUAACCGUUGACCACCAUUCCCUCAACCAACAGCUAUCUGACGCCAGCCAGAAAAACCCCCCGUUUAUUGUUUUUCUUCUCGCUUCCUCCCCGGGCAACACAACGCUGUUAUUUUACAGUACAUUUCUACUUAUUGCCCCGCGUUUCAGUGGCUCAGACGAGACACUGAUCUAGUAUCCCUCUCUUGACCCAAGCCUGUAACGCUGUCCUUCGGGCUUUACAUAGCCGCCAUGGAAAAUUACCAGAAAAUCGAGAAAAUUGGAGAGGGAACCUAUGGUGUUGUUUACAAGGCCCGCGAGCUCACACAUCCUAACCGCAUCGUUGCCCUGAAAAAGAUUCGGUUGGAGGCAGAAGAUGAGGGCGUCCCAAGCACGGCCAUCCGUGAGAUUUCCCUGCUGAAGGAAAUGAGCGACCCUAAUAUUGUACGACUCCUCAAUAUUGUUCAUGCAGAUGGCCACAAACUGUAUCUCGUUUUCGAAUACCUCGAUCUGGAUCUCAAGAAAUACAUGGAGGCUCUUCCUGUAAGCGAAGGUGGACGCGGCAAAGCACUUCCGGAUGGGUCUGGAUUAAGCAAAAGCAUGGGCCUGGGAGAAGCCAUGGUCAAGAAAUUCAUGGCUCAGCUGAUUGAGGGUAUUCGCUAUUGCCACAGCCACCGUAUCUUGCAUCGAGACCUCAAGCCUCAGAACCUCUUGAUCGACCGUGACGGCAACCUGAAAUUGGCCGAUUUUGGACUAGCAAGGGCAUUCGGUGUUCCUUUGAGGACCUACACUCAUGAGGUUGUGACUUUGUGGUACCGUUCUCCCGAAAUUCUACUUGGCGGACGCCAGUACUCCACGGGCGUUGAUAUGUGGUCUUGCGGAGCUAUCUUUGCCGAGAUGUGCACCCGAAAGCCGUUGUUCCCUGGAGACUCUGAAAUCGAUGAAAUCUUCAAAAUUUUCCGACUGCUUGGUACACCGGACGAGAAUACUUGGCCUGGUGUCACCUCCUUCCCUGACUACAAGCCGACCUUCCCCAAAUGGAAGCGUGAAGAAACCCGCGCGCUUGUUCCUGGCUUAGAAGAAGACGGGCUUGAUCUCUUGGACGCCCUUUUAGAAUAUGACCCAGCACGACGACUCUCAGCUAAGCAGGCAUGCAUGCACCCAUACUUCCAGCUCGGUAGCUCCCACUAUUCUGGUCGCACCCGCAGGAACGGAUAUCACUAAAAGAGGUUCUCUUCACAUAAUAUAUUCAUGUGGGUGGCUACGGCAUAUUCAGGGCCAUGAUACUUAUAGCGUAAAAACACCCCCGUUCUCUUUUUCAUCUCUAUGCCUACCCACCGAAUAUCCCCGAUGCUGGUAUGCCCUUUUCUUUUCUUUUCUCUUACUUCUCGUCGUUCGGUUCACAGUUUUUUAUUGAUUGCCUUGUAUUCCCUCUGUUCAUGGCGUUAAUUAUGGUGCGAUGUCUGGCAGGAAAGAGAAUAGGUCACUGGAUAUUGCAAGGAGUGUUGUCUUGAUGUAUGCGUACAUACCCAAUUUUUAUUAACCUUUUCAAUGUACUUUGUAAGUCCCUAAGGGGGCAUAAGCAAAAAAAUAUUGUAAGCACCUGGGGCACGUGUUGAAUCACGGGUUUGCAAUCCCAUCCAUGGUCUCCACUCAGC
Messenger RNA from Aspergillus alliaceus, 1751 nucleotides. RefSeq names its product cyclin-dependent serine/threonine-protein kinase CDC28 (gene nimX). The record is from RefSeq and is a predicted model, not a curated record. NCBI's taxonomy places the organism in Eukaryota, Fungi, Ascomycota, Eurotiomycetes, Eurotiales, Aspergillaceae. Gene Ontology annotation, cellular component: nucleus; cytoplasm; cyclin-dependent protein kinase holoenzyme complex. Gene Ontology annotation, biological process: regulation of G2/M transition of mitotic cell cycle; regulation of gene expression; G1/S transition of mitotic cell cycle. Bases 346 to 1317 code for a protein of 323 amino acids. The transcript has 4 exons. Gene Ontology annotation, molecular function: cyclin-dependent protein serine/threonine kinase activity; cyclin binding; ATP binding.